UUAUCUGUGUACCGUCUCUUGCGUAAGGAUUAUUACAUUUUACGACUUGUUUGAGGAAUCAUUGCUUAUCUUUCCACUUUAAGCGUUGAAAUUUUUUAGUGUAAAGUAAGAAGGAGUCUUACAUCGAUAUAAAAAUGCUAUUUCGGAUUGGGAAUUUGAUAAAAACUCGCAUCUUUUUGGACCACUGCAAUUUCAUCUCGUUAAAUUGCAAAAAAUGUUAUGCAGAUGUAGUGACUAAUAAGGCAGGUCCGUUGGAUGGCAUCAGGGUACUGGAUCUGUCGAGAAUAAUAGCGGGUCCAUUUUGCACAAUGAUUUUAGGUGAUCUGGGAGCGGAAAUUAUUAAAAUAGAGAGACCUCAAAUCGGGGACGAGUCGCGGAACUGGGGGCCUCCUUUUAUCAAAGGCACUAAAGAAUCUUACUACUUCCUUGCUGUAAACCGUAACAAGAAGAGUGUAUGUGUUGAUUUAAAAUCUCCCAAAGGCCAAAAGGUUAUCCAUGAUCUUGCAGCUAAGUGUGACGUUUUAGUUGAAAAUUAUGUACCAGGAAAACUAAAUGAAUUUAAUUUAGAUUAUGACACAAUCAAGCAUGUAGCACCCAAGCUGAUUUACUGCUCUAUUACUGGAUAUGGCUCAGAAGGACCAUAUAGUAAAAGACCAGGAUAUGAUGUAAUAGCUGCAUCUGUUGGGGGAUUAAUGCAUAUAACUGGACCACGCGGUGGAGAACCGUGUAAAGUUGGUGUUCCAAUGACAGAUAUGGCUACAGGUUUGUAUGCUCAUGGUGCAAUUAUAGCAGCAUUAUUCCAGAGAGGUCGCACGGGUUUGGGACAGAAGAUAGAUUGUGACUUGUUAUCUACUCAGGUUUCAUGUCUAAUUAAUGUAGCAGCAAACAAUUUAAAUGUUGGUUUGGAAGCAGAACGCUGGGGAACAAGUCAUUCAAGCAUUGUGCCCUAUGAAUCAUUUCCUACAUCUGACGGAUGUUAUAUAACAAUUGGUGCUGGUAGCAACCAGCAGUUCAAAGAGCUUUGUGAAAAAUUGGAUUUGCCACAUUUAGUGGUAGAUGAACGAUUCUGCAACAAUGAGAUGAGAGUGAAGAACAGGAAGAUAUUAAUAGAAACGCUGAGAAAUCGCUUCAAAGAGAAGUCUUUGGAAGAAUGGUGUGCAUUGCUUCAGGAUUCAUCAUUUCCAAAUGGUCCAAUCAACAGUAUUUCCAAGGUCAUGGCUGAUCCUCAUAUCAAGCAUAUUAACCUGAUAAAAGAAAUGGAGCAUCCAUCGGGUGAGAAGAUAAGACUAGUGGGUCCUCCAGUGAAAUUCAGUGACUGCAGAAAUGAAAUUAGCCUUCCACCACCUUGCUUAGGUCAACACACAUCUGAAGUUCUGAAAGAAUUGUUAGAUUAUUCUGAUGUUGAGAUUCAGUCUCUGCAGAAUUGUGGGGCAAUUAGCUGAUUGUGGAGACUGUCAAAGGAAGCAGACAGACAGUACUCAUGUAAGAACUGUGUGAGCUGUUUUAAAGAUUUUGUUCAUAUUUUGUGCAAUGAUCCAUAGUUGUUUUAUAUAUAAAAUGUUGUAGGCAAUGGCAUGUCUCAUAUAAUGUAAAAGUGUAUGUAAAAAAGAUAAGAAUAAAUGUAUGUCAUAAAUAA
This is a messenger RNA of Schistocerca americana (American grasshopper), 1636 nucleotides long. RefSeq names its product succinate--hydroxymethylglutarate CoA-transferase. The transcript has 2 exons. Bases 135 to 1442 code for a protein of 435 amino acids. NCBI's taxonomy places the organism in Eukaryota, Metazoa, Arthropoda, Insecta, Orthoptera, Acrididae. Gene Ontology annotation, molecular function: catalytic activity. The record is from RefSeq and is a predicted model, not a curated record.